Messenger RNA from Arachis duranensis, 801 nucleotides. RefSeq lists its product as uncharacterized. The record is from RefSeq and is a predicted model, not a curated record. Bases 1 to 801 code for a protein of 266 amino acids. The transcript is spliced from 2 exons. Lineage: Eukaryota; Viridiplantae; Streptophyta; Magnoliopsida; Fabales; Fabaceae.
AUGGAGAACACUGCGCAAACACCAAAAGCUCUAACGAGCUUCCUCAAUCAGAAUACGUUCGCUGCAUUUUCAGCCAUUAAACUCAACGAGAACAACUACAAAACAUGGAAGAAGCAAGCACUAGCAUGCAUAAAGGUGAACAAGUUUCAAAGUCAUCUUGAUCCAAGGAUGGUACCUGCUAGGUUUAGCUCAGAAUCAGACAGACAUGAAGGAAUCGAAGCUCAAAGCUACACAAACUGGGAAGUGCAAGAUCAGUGCCUUGUGGCUUGGUUAACAGCAACAAUGGAGUCUAACUUUGUCAACCGUGUAAUUGAAGUCAAAUCGAGGAUUAAGCAGCUCAAGACUCAGUUAAAGACACUCAAGAAGCACGGUUCUCCAGUAACCGAAUACAUGGCGAAGAUCAAUCAAGUUGCUGAUGCACUUAGUGCACUUGGAGCUCCACUAACCAAGGACGAGUAUAUUGAAGCUGCACUGGGAGGGCUUGACGAAGAAUACAAUAUUUUUAUCACCGUGGCAACAGCAAGGAUUGAAGAGACGUCAGAAAGCGAGUUUGAAUCUCAGUUGCUCGCUCAAGAAGAAUUAGUUGACAAGUUUAGAAGGACAGAGCUAGGAUCAGUUCAGGCAAACAUUGCUCAAAGAGAAGAUACUCCAGAAAAAUUUCAAGGAAGAGGGUUCAACAACUACCGAGGAGGUUUUCGAGGCUCAAGAGGCAGAGACUAUUUCAGAGGCACAGGAAGGUCAACAUGGUGGCAGGGCAGUAGGCCACAAUGCCAACUUUGUGAAAACUUGGCCAUACAGUAG